AUGAUAAUAUUUAUAUUUCUGGCAUUAAUCACUAUUGUACAUGCCUUUAACGAAGUACAUCCAACCUUCAUUGACAAUGGUAGCUCUUACUUUGUUUCUAUGGUUGAAGAGAUUCCUAAACAAUUCCAGGCAAUGAAAAAACAACAAACCAUUGGUCUUUUACCUAAUACAACCAUAUCCGAAUCUCCAUCUUCAACAGCUAGCAUCCAAACGGAAACAAUGACCGCAGGCAUGACAUACUUAAACCCUACAAGCAAAGAUGAAGCAUUUUCAGUGAACAUAACCAUCAAUGCCAAAGAUUAUCCCGUUUUACUUGAUACGGGAUCUCCUUACCUGUGGCUGUACGCGUCUAAUUGUACCGACAACUCAUGUUUAGGCAAGGAUAAUUUUGAUUCCAGCAAAGCCCAUGAGCUAAAUGGGACAUUUGCUUUGAGUUAUGAUUCAGGUAUUGCUUCAGGCCACAUUUAUGAAGAUUCAAUCAUUAUUGGUGGGUUUGAAACACAUGACUAUAAGUUUGGAGUUGCUGAUCAUGUUCCUGAUUUAUUUGAGCCUUAUCAAUUUAGCGGUGUAUUAGGAUUACCAGCUGAUAACUCAUCGUCAACAGGUUUGGUCAAUGCUAUUUCCUUCCUAUUUGAGAAUGGUGAUAUUAGGCAGUCUAAGUUUACUAUUUGUAUUGGUGAAUACGAGAGUGAGAGAGACAAUUCAGGACUUUUGUUUUUUGGCGAAACAAAGGAGCAGUUGCAUGAAGGUGAAAUUUAUACAUCUCCAUUGAUAGAAGAAGCUGUUAGUCAUUGGGAAUUCAAAAUUGAUAGUGUCUAUGUUAAUGAUUAUCAAAUCACUUUUGACUCUCUGAAAAUUGAUCAGGAAAAUUCAACUACUUCAAGAAUUGGAUUACUGGAUAGUGGUACUACUUCCUUGAUCCUGUCCACCAGCGAUGCAACUAAAAUUCACUCAUUUUUCGAAGAUUCAAUCACAGAUGGCCAAAAUUUUGCUAUUUAUUGUAAUAGCACGUUAGAAUUUGAGAUUGAAAUUUCUGGUAAAAACUGGACUCUUACUCCUGAUAUGUAUAUCAGUAGUGCAUACCCAAGUAAUGGAGAUUUGAGCGGUUAUUGUGUUUCAAGUAUUCAAGGUAUAGACUUUACUGAAGACGGAGCAUGGAUUCUCGGUAUUUUGUUUAUGAAAGACAAAUAUGUUGAGUUUGACUAUGAAAACCAAUGGAUUGGAUUAGCAGAGAGAAAUAACAACUUGAAGUUUGUGGAAGCGCCAAAAUCCACAGCUCCAGUUCCAACAGCCUCUACGACUAUUACCACGUCAUCAUCAAUUGCAGCUACUGCUAUAAGUGCGAUAUCUUCUGUUAAAAAUGAUGCAUACUCACAGAAAUCACAAAGACAAUGGAUUUUUCCAUUUAUCCUCUCGUUGCUGGCUUAUUAA
Molecule: messenger RNA, 1431 nt
Organism: Pichia kudriavzevii
Lineage: Eukaryota; Fungi; Ascomycota; Pichiomycetes; Pichiales; Pichiaceae
Exons: 1
Coding region: 1-1431 (476 amino acids)
Biological process (GO): proteolysis
Molecular function (GO): aspartic-type endopeptidase activity
Source: RefSeq, a predicted model, not a curated record